This is a messenger RNA of Aaosphaeria arxii CBS 175.79, 979 nucleotides long. RefSeq lists its product as uncharacterized. Lineage: Eukaryota; Fungi; Ascomycota; Dothideomycetes; Pleosporales. The transcript is spliced from 5 exons. The coding region runs from base 79 to 597 and encodes 172 amino acids. The record is from RefSeq and is a predicted model, not a curated record.
GACAUUUAUAUACAACUCAGAUCAUUCCCCAACACAGCCAAAAGUCUAACCAGCACUCUCAGUUAACCAGAUUCACAAAUGGCCGACCCAAGUCUUUAUACGUAUCCAUCUCCAUUACAAGGGUAUGAAGGUCUCGAACCUCUACCAAAUGACAAAGCCGCAGAUGGCAAAUCAUUCAUAAAUCCCCCCGCAGAGAAGAAGAGCGACGCAUAUAAUGCCUUCGUCCACCCGAUUACCAACGGUGACCGAGCCGGGUUCGAUGUGCACAUCUAUUAUUUCCAGAGUGACCCAGAAGAGACAAAGUUUGCACACGAACUAUGGGAACGGAUACGGCGCGAAUUUCCUGAGCUGCGCAUCUAUAGAGUAUGGGACAGACCUAUCGGUCCACACCCCGUGGCCAUGUUCGAAGUGAAUAUCUUCACACCUGAGCAAUUCGGAGCAUUCAUUCCCUGGCUUGUGAUCAAUCGAGGCCCAUUGUCAGCACUUAUCCAUCCUAAUACGGACGAAGAGGAAAGAGACCAUUCACAGCGAGCAACGUGGAUGGGGCAGCCCUUGCCUCUUAGUUUCAAGAUAUUCAAAAGCAGCAAGCCUACGUAGUUUCUUGUGGCACAAUCAAGGAGAGUCAUAAUGAGUCCAAUUGGUGAUUUGAGGAAGUGACCUCUCCAGACGUCGUAUGCGCCAUAAUCUUCUCGAUAUUGAUCUGAAUUGUCUGACGUGAAUGUUGUCUUGCCUGAUUCUUCUUCCGCUUCCCUACGCGACAGGUGUUGCUUAUGUGAGGGAGAGCCGCCUAUCGCUGCCCUCUAUUAACAUUGCACCAUGGAAAUGGUACCAAUCGUGCACCGUACUAAUGGCGAAAGGACGUGGGCGACGUCCAUCGGACUUUUGGAUUAUUCAAGAAUUUCCUCUUUCCAGUGCUUCAUCCCUUGACUUCACCAGCAGCUCCCUUUUUCUUCUUCUUAUCCUUCUUCUUCUUCGUGCG